Messenger RNA from Anarrhichthys ocellatus (wolf-eel), 1828 nucleotides. Its product is annotated as disabled homolog 2-like. The record is from RefSeq and is a predicted model, not a curated record. Gene Ontology annotation, cellular component: intracellular membrane-bounded organelle; cytoplasm. NCBI's taxonomy places the organism in Eukaryota, Metazoa, Chordata, Actinopteri, Perciformes, Anarhichadidae. The transcript has 10 exons. The coding region runs from base 155 to 1276 and encodes 373 amino acids.
UCGAGCCAAGCAGCGGGGUCAGAGCAGAGACAGGCUCCCAGCAGCCGCCGUACCGAGGAGGCACGCUCUUUUAUUGCAAGCAAGUGUGACAGUCACAUUGUUCUCACUGCAUCCUGAAACGCACCCGGCCUUGAAUUUCCAACCAGACCUCGUCAUGAUGGCGACGGAGCAAACGGCUGUGAGUUCUCAUGCACCGGGCCAAACUUCUGCCAGGACAUGGCUCUCCCCCAGCACAAGAGGAGCACCCAGAACACCCAGUGACGCCUCCCGUUUCAAUGGAGACGGGGUUCGCUACAAAGCCAAGCUGAUCGGCGUGGACCCGGUGCCGUACGCCCAGGGUGAGAAGAUGUGCUGGGACUCUAUGAUGAAGCUAAAGGGCUUUGAUGCAGCAGCAAGGAGACAGGGGAAACACAAGCAGAGAGUCUGGUUGAAAGUUUCCUCCAGUGGACUGAAAAUGGUGGAUGGAAGGACCGGGGCUGUACUUCAUGACCAUGACAGGAGCAGGAUCAGCUCUUUGACGACAGAUGAGUCUGACCCCAGAGCUCUGGCCUACGUUUACCAGCACCAAGACACCUGCAGCCUCUUCUACAUCAAGACAGCAAACCUGGCAGAACCGGUCCUAGCUGACAUUGAGGAGGUUUGUCACAUUGUGGACCAGGAGACGCCACAAGAACCUGCAGAGGCACCGACGCAAACCAAUUCCUUACUGCUACUAAAUGACAGUUCAGUCCCUCCAGCUGAGGGACCAGCUUCUGAGGAUGUCUUCAGUCCCUGGACAAAUUCUUCUUCAGGACAAUCAAACCAGGCCUCUGUUAGUAAUGACCUGAUGGAAGUCUUCUCCAUCCAGAGGGAGGAGCCGCUGAUGCCCGACCAGAGCUCAUGCACCAGUCAGCCAGAGUCUCCACAGCUAACGCUCUCGGCCUCUCAGAUCCUCUCCAUGUUCCCUACACAGCCAACAGGGGGCUCUCCGUACUCCUCUCCCCCAUAUUCUCCCACCACCAUGCCCUGGGGCCAGCAGGGGUUUCUGGAGAAUCAGUGGGCAGCUCCAGCUGCAGCGCCCUGGCCCACAAUUCAAAGCGGUAUGGCAGCAUGGGCACCAGCAGGCAUCGCAGCGCCCCCGGCAGGCGGCCAGAUGAUGAUAGGAGGAGGCACAUCUGCUUCACCCACAGCUGUUAACGGGUACCCCAGCCCUCUAAACUCCCUCUAUUCCCCCGCUGGAGCAACUGGACCACUGCAGUCAGUAUCUCCCCCCUUGGACCAUAAUCUGCUCUUGUGAUGAACUGGUUAGAACGGGGAAAAAGUGUUAUUGAAUUGAAAAUUGCUGUCUUUUGUGUUGUUAUUCAAGAAAAUUGUAAGAUUUAAAUAAUCAAACAUGUCGGUCACAGUUACAGUAUGAAGUUUACUGUCUGUUUACUGGAAAAUACGAAAAGCUCAUAAUCAAUCAUCAAUUAUUAAUUGAUAGUAUUCGAUAUUAAUCAUGUUUCAUUUUACCAGCUCAUAUAUGUUCUGUUUUAUGAGUUUAUCUGGUACUCUAAAUUCAUUUUCAUUUCUUUAUUUGGUUUCUACUUUUUACUUUGCUUUUUCUUUAUGAAAUUACAAUUUGCUGUUUAAAAAAAAACAUGUCUUCAGGUUUGCUCAUAAUGCAGAAUAAAAUGCAGGACGUACAAAGAAGCAAAGUAAAAUGAUGUAAUUCUGUUUUACCUCUUUCUCUAAACCUUUCUCUUUUUUGAAAUAGAAGAGGGAAAUGUCUGAACACUGAAAGACAAAUGAAGACAGACAACAUUACUUCACAGUGCCGUCACAUGUUACCGUACAUUUACGCAAAAUG